This is a messenger RNA of Vitis riparia (riverbank grape), 4553 nucleotides long. Its product is annotated as ethylene-overproduction protein 1. Gene Ontology annotation, molecular function: protein binding. The record is from RefSeq and is a predicted model, not a curated record. The coding region runs from base 411 to 3116 and encodes 901 amino acids. Gene Ontology annotation, biological process: negative regulation of ethylene-activated signaling pathway. Lineage: Eukaryota; Viridiplantae; Streptophyta; Magnoliopsida; Vitales; Vitaceae. The transcript has 4 exons.
GGGAGGAGGGAUAGACAGAGAGAGCGAGAGACAGAGAGAGAGGCCGUUCCAACGGCCGCCAACUCCACCUCCAACAUCUGGUUGGUCAGGGCACAACCCCAGGAAAUUUUCCAAUUCUCCACACCCUCCUUCAUUUUCUUUUUUCCUUUUUCUUUUUCUUUUUCUUUUUUAAAUUCUAUUUUCUCAAGAAACUGACAGAAAAAAAAAAAAAUCCCAGUUUUUGAACGCCUGUAAGCCUGCAUCACCAUCAUUUUCUUUUGGUGGGGUGUUGCCUCUCUUUUGGAAUGUUCAAGUGAUGGUGUUUGCAGGCGGAGAAGGUAAAUUAUAGUAUUGAGGUUUUGUUUGAUUUUUUUUUUCCUGGUUUUUGGGUUUUUUGGGUUUUGGGUUGAAUUUGGGUGUUGAAAAGGAAGAUGCAGCAUAAUAUAUUUACUACGAUGCGGAGCUUGAAGCUCAUUGAUGGGUGUAAGGGCACGCAAAUUUAUGCUCUUAAUCCGUCUAACACCACUAUCACCGGUGGUGGAGGUGGAGGUGGAGGUGGAGGAGUUGGAGGAGGAGGAGGUGGUGUGGGAGAGAAGCUCCUACACCACCUUCAUGAUCAUCUAGGGGUGAACACGGCUCGGUAUAAAUCGAAUCAGAAUUGUCAAGCUGUAGUUGACACCCUCCUCCCUCAUGGCCUCCCCAAGGCUGAUCUCUUGGAGCCCCAAAUUGAACCUUACCUUAAAUCCGUGAAUUUCGUCGAAACCCUAGCUGAUGUUUAUCGUCGAACUGCGAACUGCCCUCAAUUCGAGAAAUCGGAGGCGUAUCUUGAGCAAUGUGCGAUUUUUCGGGGCCUCCCCGAUCCAAAACUGUUCCGGCGGAGCCUCCGGUCCGCAAGGCAGCACGCUGUUGAUGCACAUUCGAAGGUUGUGAUCUCUGCUUGGUUGAAGUAUGAGAGAAGAGAAGAUGAGCUUAUUGGGACGUCCGCUAUGGAAUGUUGCGGUCGCAAUGUUGAAUGCCCUAAGGCUGCUUUGGUGUCUGGGUAUAAUCCUGAAUCAGUCUAUGAUCCUUGUGUGUGUUCCAGAACACCUCAGGAAGAUGUUGAUGAUGAAGGGUCGGUAGGGGAUGAGGAAUGUUCAACCUCUGAGGAAGAUGGAGAUAUGUCAUUUUGCAUCGGAGAAGAGGAGGUGAGAUGCGUUCGGUAUAAUAUUGCUGGGCUGUCAAGACCGUUUAAGGCUAUGCUAUAUGGUAGCUUUGUGGAGUCCAGACGGGAGAGGAUAAAUUUUUCGCAUAAUGGGAUCUCAGCUGAGGGAAUGAGAGCAGCUGAGAUAUUUAGCAGGACAAAAAAAGUAGAUUCUUUUGAUCCAAAAAUCGUUUUGGAGCUUCUCUCUUUGGCAAACAAGUUUUGUUGUGAGGAGAUGAAAUCGGCCUGCGAUGUUCAUUUGGCGUCUCUAGUAGGUGACAUUGAGAGUGCUAUGUUGUUUAUUGAAUAUGGAUUAGAGGAGACUGCAUAUCUUCUUGUGGCUGCUUGCUUACAGGUGUUCUUGAGAGAGCUUCCGAAUUCCUUGAACAAUCCCAAUGUUGUAAAAUUCUUUUGUAGUGUGGAGGCUAGGAAAAGGUUGGCUGUAGUGGGCCAUGCUUCUUUUCUGUUGUUUUACUUCCUGAGCCAGAUAGCUAUGGAGGAUGACAUGAAAUCAAACACGACGGUAAUGUUGCUGGAGAGGCUGGGGGAGUGUGCAACAUCAAGUUGGCAGAAGCAACUUGUGAAUCACCUGUUGGGUUGUGUGAUGCUUGAGAGGAAUGAGUACAAGGAUGCCCAACAUUGGUUUCAGGCAUCAGCUGAGGCGGGUCAUGUUUAUUCAUUAGUGGGUUUUGCAAGGGCCAAGUAUAGGCGGGGCCACAAGUUUUCAGCAUACAAGCAGAUGAACUCCCUCAUAUCGGAUUAUACACCUGUUGGGUGGAUGUAUCAAGAGCGAUCUCUGUAUUGUCUUGGGAAGGAGAAGAUGAUGGAUCUAAAUACUGCAACUGAAUUGGAUCCUACUCUUUCUUUUCCAUACAUGUACAGGGCUGUUUUGAUGGUAGAGGAUAAAAAGAUUGGAGCAGCCAUCUCAGAAAUCAACAAGAUAAUUGGCUUUAAGGUCUCUGCUGAGUGCCUAGCCCUGCGUGCUUGGUUUUCAAUUGCCAUGGAGGACUAUGAUGGAGCUCUUAGAGAUGUACGGGCACUUCUAACCUUGGAACCAAAUUACAUGAUGUUCAAUGGGAAAAUGCCUGCUGACCAAUUGGUAGAGCUCCUCCGCCAUCAUGCCCAGCAAUGGAAUCAGGCUGAUUGUUGGAUGCAACUGUAUGAUCGGUGGUCCUCUGUUGAUGAUAUUGGUUCGCUAGCUGUUGUACAUCAGAUGUUGGCAAAUGACCCUGGAAGGAGCCUUCUUUGGUUUCGUCAAUCUCUCCUUCUCUUGCGAUUAAACUCUCAGAAGGCUGCAAUGCGUAGUCUGCGUUUGGCUAGAAAUUAUUCUAGUUCUGAGCAUGAAAGGCUUGUUUAUGAGGGAUGGAUAUUGUAUGACACUGGUCAUCGUGAAGAAGCAUUAGCUAAGGCUGAGGAGUCCAUUUCAAUCCAGAGAUCAUUUGAAGCUUUUUUCCUAAAAGCAUAUGCUUUAGCAGAUUCAAGUCUUGAUUCUGAGUCUUCACUGUAUGUCAUUGAACUUCUGGAGGAAGCCCUAAAAUGCCCUUCAGAUGGCCUUCGAAAAGGACAAGCAUUAAAUAAUCUUGGAAGUGUCUAUGUAGACUGUGAAAAUCUCGAUCGUGCUAGAGUCUGCUACAUCAAUGCCCUCACCAUCAAGCACACACGAGCACAUCAGGGUUUGGCUCGUGUAUAUCAUCUCAAAAAUCAACGCAAACAUGCGUAUGAUGAAAUGACAAAGCUGAUAGAGAAGGCACGGAACAAUGCAUCAGCUUAUGAGAAACGUUCAGAGUAUUGUGACCGUGACAUGGCAAAAAAUGAUCUUAGUAUGGCAACACAGCUAGAUCCUCUGAGGACAUACCCCUACAGAUACAGGGCAGCUGUUUGCAAUCCCAAAUUUUAUUUCCAGAAGUCAACACAUCAACCAGCCCCUUAUAAGGCAUGUAUCUGCUUAGGCCUGUAAUUUAUUGUAUAUUUAUCCCAAGGUUACUCGAGUCACAUCAGUUCCAUGACCUCAAAUUACAUGAUUUUAAAUUGAUUUAUCAUGUUUGAAAGUUAGGACUGUAUUAGUUAUACAAAUAAGUCAGCUUCUCAUAACAAAUUCUGAGUCCUAAUUAAAAUACUAUGGACUCAAAUGAUAUUCCACAGACAUCUAAAUGCGUCAUGAUAUCUUAAGUGGCUUCAAGCUGGUAUAAAAGAAGGGGGAAAUGAAACUAGAAUUGUCCAAUUCCAAGAAGAGUCUACAACCAAGCCCCCUCAACAUUCAUCCCUCUCUCCUUAGGUUUUGUUAUCGUAUCCAGUGGUGCUUGUGAUAAGUAUGUGGUCAUUCUCAUUAUAUUAUAUAUGGACUUCCACAACCUUGGUUGUUACUCAGUUAUUGCUUUAGCUGCAUUUAUGUGAAACGUACUAUGGAUGGUAUUUUUAACACCAUCCAGGCAGCUUAUAAAGACAUCAGCUAGUCAUAUCUUGAUCUAGGCAUUUCACUACUACAACCAGUUCAGUACACUCGAAGUUAUAUAUGCUGUUUAUGCAACAAUUUGAGUAAUUGGUGGGGCAAAUGAUUUGGGUAUUGGGGAGGUUGAAGCUAUUGACUAUGAUGAUCUGUGAGAUUGUUUUUAAAGGUCUUGUUAUGGGAAUCACUAACUUGAAGGAUAGCUUGAGUUGCUCUUCAGAAGUAUAAUUGUUUGGGAAUUAUCUUAUCAUUCAGUUGUGUGAUUGCAAAGAUUCUAGGACUGAAUUGAAGAAGACAUAUGAUUCUGAUGGAUGAGUUUGGAUUUGAGGAAAUAGUGGUGCUUAUGUUUCUCUGUGUCCUCUGUUAGUCUUCUUUUCCAGUAAGUUCUGUAUUUUCUCAUGCCAAUUUUCUUCAGAUUGAAAAUUUGUGGGAUUUCCAGUGGUUAGCAUAUAAUAUUAACUUGAAUUCUGUUACUAGUCAAAAUUCUUUUGUCACUUUCUGGCUUUGGUUUUCUUUUGACCUAUAAUAAAAAACUUUGUUAGUUCUAAAAAAUAAAAAAUAAAAGCAAUACUCAAGGGGUGCAUCCGACUUCAUGGGUUGCAUAAAACCUUUCCCUUUCCUCACUUUCCCCUGUAGUGUUUACAUGGGCUAGAAUACUAGGUUUAGGCUAUGUGGCAGAGUUGGACUUAUGGUUUAUUCUGUUGGCUAUGGUUUUAAAUCCUUUAAAUUGGGCAUAGAGGAGUUUGUUUGCUGUGUCCAUGAUCCUGAAUCAGCAGCCUUUUUGCUUCCCAUUAGCUUCACUUCUAAAAGAGAGUGAACAUUAGUUAAAGAGAAGUAGAAAGUUUUUUCUUUCCUUGGUUUUGUGAAGUUUGGUGAAGAAUAUUAUUAUUCUAUUAUGUUUAAUUUUACAUGCUAAUGGUAUUAUUAAGUUUUGAUCCCUUGAAUUUC